Molecule: messenger RNA, 12556 nt
Organism: Motacilla alba alba
Lineage: Eukaryota; Metazoa; Chordata; Aves; Passeriformes; Motacillidae
Gene: VEZT
Product: vezatin, adherens junctions transmembrane protein
Exons: 12
Coding region: 24-2579 (851 amino acids)
Biological process (GO): cell-cell adhesion
Cellular component (GO): plasma membrane
Molecular function (GO): myosin binding
Source: RefSeq, a predicted model, not a curated record
ACGCCCGAAAGCGGGCGCUCGCUAUGCUUUCUGGGAGUUGUAGUUCUCCUCGGCGCCAGGCAGCGCCCGGUGGGGCGGGGCGGGGCCAGGCGGUCGGCGGCACGGCGGACUCGGUUUCCCAGCGUGCCCGCGAGCAGGGGGUGGCAUGGCGGGCAAGGAUGACACCGGAGUUCGACGAAGAAGUGGUGUUUGAGAAUUCCCCACUGUACCAAUAUCUGCAGGACUUGGGACACACAGAUUUUGAAGUAUGUUCCUCGGUGUCACAGAAGGCAGAGCAAUGUGCAGCAGCAGAAAGCCAAAGGGAGCAGACUGUGCGUGCUGCCCAGAAGCAAGGCAUCCUGUCAAAACUAGUUGAGUUUUUUAGAAGCUGGUUUCCUUUUGCACAGUUAAAGAAAAAUGAUGACGUACUUCACCGACUGGAUGUUGGAUUUCGAUUUGACACGCUCCGUACCAUCCUGCAACAGGAAGUUCUGCUGCAGGAGGAUGUGGAACUGAUUGAAUUCCUUGACCCCAGUAUCCUGUCUGCAGGGCAGUGUAAGCAACAGGAAAAGAGACAGCUUCCAACGCUACGCUCCCUAGCAACUCCUAAUAUUUGGGAUGUCUCGCUGUUCCUUGCCUUUGUAAGUGCGCUGCUCAUGUUUCCCUCGUGGUGGAAGGAAUCCUCAUGGCUGCUGUGCGGACCCCUGCUGCUCCUCUAUGCGGCCUUUAGAGUGUGGGGCACGUGGAGGACAGCCAAGCUGCAAAUGUCCCUGCGAAAAUACUGUAUCCAGCUGGAAGAAACAGUGGCCAAUAGCCGAGCCUUUACUAAUCUCGUGAGGAAAGCUCUGCGACUCAUUCAGGAGACUGAAGUGAUUUCCAGAGGAUUUACCCUUUUGCUUGACAGGGUCAGUGCCGCUUGCCCAUUUAAUAAAGCUGGACAGCAUCCUAGCCAGCACCUGAUUGGCCUCCGGAAAGCCGUGUAUCGAUCCGUCAGAGCCAACUUCCGAGCUGCAAGACUGGCUACUCUGUACAUGCUGAAAAAUUACCCUCUGAACUCGGAGAGUGACAACGUGACCAGCUACAUCUGUGUGGUCCCCUUUAAGGAGCUGGGUCUGGGACUGAGUGAAGAGCAGGUCUCUGAAGAGGAGGCACACAAUCUGACUGAUGGUUUCAGCUUGCCUGCACUCAAGGUGCUCUUUCAGCUCUGGGUAGGGCAGAGUUCAGAAUUUUUCAGGAGGCUGGCGCUGCUGCUCUCCCCGGCCAACGCGUCCCCCGAGCCCUCGGCGUCGCCGGAGCGGCUGCCCCACCACAUCCUGCGCGACGUGACCCAGGGCCUCCCUGACACGCUCGCCGCCUGCCUGGCGGAGCUCAGGAGGAGCUACGAGUUCUACCGCUACUUCGAAACCCAGCACCAGGCAGGCUUGCAGUGGCCAGCCAGGGGCAAGCAGCAGUGCAGAGAGCUGAACAGCCUCCAGACAGCGGUGCGCAGCUUGCAGCUGCACCUCAAGGCCCUGCUCAAUGAGGUAAUAAUUCUUGAGGAUGAGCUUGAAAAGCUUGUUAGCACUAAGGAGACACCCGAGUUGACAACAGAAGCCCAUCAGGUUCUGGAACAAAAACUAAAGUUUCUUCAGCCUCAUAUCCAGGCAAGCAACAGCUGCUGGGAAGAAGCCAUUUCUCAGGUGGAAAAAAUGAGUGGAAGAAACCCAAAUAAAAAAGGCAAAAUUGAAGUUUCCUGUGACAACCUACAGCAUACUACAGUACCUUUAACACAGCCUGCCAUAUACAUAGAAAACAAAGAUCCAAUCCCUGAAGAGCAGGAACUGGAAGCAUAUGUUGAUUAUUCAGAUACAGAUAAUGAAUACAAAAGGGAAGAUUUUUACUGCUUCUCCCAAGAAGAAAGAGAGAGGCAAGAGCGAGAGAGACAGGAAUCUAAGAGGGUGUUACAAGAAUUGAAAUCUGUGUUGGGAUUCAAAGCUUCAGAAAUUGAAAGACAGAAGUGGAAACAGCUACUAUUCAGUGAACAUGCUGCAGUGAAACCCUUGUCUCCUGUAGAACCAUUGAUGCUACUAAAUAAUGUGGAAUCACAUAUGAAUUCAGAUACAGAAAAGCAGGACUGCAGCCAAAGUUGUGAUAAAUCUGAAGAAAAAGACUCUAAUCCUGAAGUGAAUGCUGCUGAUAAAAGCAGGACAGAAUAUUUGUAUGAAGAUCCUGAGAUGGAGAAAAACAAAGACAGUAUUACAGAUAAAGAUGUUUCUAUGGGGGCUGAAGGAAGAAUGUAUUAUCAGUGUGAAGGGGAUGCUGAAGAGCUCAAGCCAAGCAGUGUGGAUGGAGUAGAGGCUUCACAGCCUCCCUCUAAGGAUGCACUACAUUCAAAAAUCAAGGAUAGGCUGGCCCAGCUCCACAUAUCAACAGAUUUUAACUUCACAUCUGGUCUGGCUGCACAAGUUGCUGCCAGGUCUUUCACUUUUACUACAAUGCAGGAAGAGACUUUUGGAGAUGAUGGGGAGGAGGAGGAGGAAGAAAAGACACAGGAGAAUGAAGACCUUGUGGAGAACUGUGAAAAUGAAGAGAGAGGCUCUGAAAGUGAAGGAAAAGUAUAAGUCUGAGCUGAACUUUAUUAAACUAACAGCAGGCAGUUUGAAGGAAAAAAAAAAAACUAAGGUGGGGGGUUGAAGCUGAAAAUACUGGAUGGAAAAAAAAGGAGACCUAAAUAUAAUAGAUCAUGUUCCCUAAGACUGAUACACUAAAUAGGACUUCUAAGUAUAUUGAAAAUUUGCAGGUAAGAGAAGUUUGCGCUGCAUCCAAGAAACAGAUGGCUGUCCCUUUUUAAGAUCCUAGUGACAGGGGUUGGAAUUUACCUUUGUGUUUUCUGUUUUAUUUAUUUAUAUUAUGACAUAUUGCAGUUUUUCGUUUCUAAAAAAAGGAAAAACAAUGUUUUGAUUUACAGCAGACUCCAUUUUUUUCUCUCUUGAGUCUUUUGUCAUGGUAUCAAUGUUUGUUCCAACAAAAACAGCCAGGACAUUUCUUUUGGAAGAACCUGAACUGUUCCCCGUGAUCUUCCCCCACCACUUUUGUUUCACUUCUUGUGUCUGCAGUGUGUUGGCUAAGCCAUGAUAGGCAUUUGUGAUUCUGCAACUAGUGAUGUGGCACCCACCUAAAAUGUAGAAUUUUAAAUAAAAACUUGAAAGAGAUAGUAUUUCAUCUGUCCUGGGGUAUGGGGCUGAAAUAGUAUAAAGUUAGUCAUGCUUCAUAUUACGGUUUAUUUAGAAUUUUAUGAAGGGUUAAUAAAUGAGGUCUAUAAGUUGUAAUUCAUGUUACAGAAAUGUGUUGUAAGUAAAUUUUAAGGAAGAUUAUAAGCACACCAGUAGAAAGUACUAUUGGAUUGACAGAGAUGAAAAGUAAACACCUAUUUAUUAAGCCAGCUAUUAAUUGUUUGUUGACCUGUUUGAUUUGAUAUAAUGAUCGAUUGUACAUUUUUGCUUAUGUCCUGAAGUAAUUUUCUUAAAGGAAAUUAUCUGAGAGCUUAACAACAUGCAGUGUUUUGUUUGAACACCAUACUUGCUUUUCACUAAUGUUGUUUCACUUUUCCUUAGAUCACAACUUUAACCUGUGGGAUUAAGAAUCCAUGAGAGAACUACAGUUGUGCGUUUUGUGUCUUGUAACUUAGUUAACUGAUGAUGAAGUCUGGACAUUUGGUAUGAGGUUAUGCAAGUUGCUUUUUUCUCUGUGGUGGUAUUACAAGGAACAGGAAACUGAUGCUAACCUCACAGAGGAGCUGGUUAAUGAUUUCAUUGCCCUCUCUUCCUUUUGCUUUCUGACACAAAACAAAGCAAAGCUCCCGUGUCUCUAAUGGCAAGAGCACCACUUCUUUGUGUGGAAUACUCUCCUUGGACCCAGAUACACUUCCAGGACAAAACACUGCAUCAGUUACUUGGAGUAUUUAUUGGGUUUUGCAGAUUCUAUAGAGUAAAGGGCUUUUUAGGUGCUGGUGGUGCAGAGCAAUAUCUUUCCUAGGAUGGUGUCAUGGAAAGCGGGGAAGGUAGCACCAGUCAGCAGGUUAGGGUGGAACUCUUGAUGGUAUGCCAGAAAACAAGGGUUUUCUUUCAACUCCCUGGCCUGUAUUAGUGAUUUUGCAUGAACACUGUGAAAUAUGUGGACUUUUUCACAGAUGGUAAAGAGGGAAAUACCAAUUGAUAGAGAAGGGAGUAUGACUUACAGUGUUCUUUGACUGUAUAGUGCCUGUCUUCUCCCUCAAACACAGGUUCUGGGAAGAACAUGUUGCCGUUUUUCACUGACCAGUAACACUGUGUUCUGUGUCCUUUAUUUUGUGUAAGUGACUGGAAGCUGAGUGGUUGAUGUCUUAAGGAGGUUGUAGAAAAAAAAAAUCAGAUGCUUUUCAUAGUGUACUCAAGAGAUAAGCCUCCUCUUAGUGGUAGAAUAUAUUCUUCUAUAACUAAAGAUUAGGCUAAGAUGAUGAAACACUUUUAUUUUCUCUGUGGUAAGCAAUUUUUUUUACCAAGUCUAGAACAGCUGCUUUGGAUAGAUUGUGUUUGAAGCAUUGUCCAUGCUUCUGAAGAAGUCUUCCUCAUUCUUAACUUGAGAUCCUCACAAAGUGCCCAGAUAUUUUUUGUUCCUAGCUAAUUGUUCUGACAGCAUAAAUGUAUCUUCCAUCAAUGUUUUUCCAUUAACUCAUCCACCAUCAUCUCAUGAUCUGAUGUUGUGUAUCCCAGAAGAGGUACUCCUGACCUUUUUCUAUGGGAUCCAAAUCAUAGUUUACAGUGCAUAUGGCUAUGAUACCAACCUGGAAAUAUAAUCAGAUUUAGGAUAUUAAUUAUCAUUGUGCUCACAGUUUCAGAUGAAGUCAGUAGUAGCCUGAGUUGCAUUGGUACUGGAAUUGGUGACAGAUCUCACAUUUAUAAAAGCUGCUAUCUCUUUAUUCCUUUGCUGCAGUCCUUAGUAAAAAUCCUGGAGAAUCUACUUUGGUGGCUCACUUGGGGUCCAGUUUUAUUAUAUGCUGGUCUUGGUAAUGAAACUGGCCUAAAAGCCCUGUCCGUCAUGAGUUGUUCAUUUUCAUCCAGCAGAUGUGUCAACAAGGGGUUUGUGGCCAUGUUAUAAAACAGUUCAUGAGUCCACCCAGGUGAAAAAUUCACCCUUUUUAGGCUUUUUUGCUUUUCACCAUUAUUGCAGCAAUGCAGUAACAGCAGUUACCUCCAAACAGCUGUAUCAGCACGUACUGUGUUGCUGGCCUGAGACUCAGGAUUGCCCACUUUACAUUAUUGGCAAAGAUGGUGUAGUGUGAAAUUACAGCCUUGACAUUAGACACAGCUGUGAUCAAACGAUGACUUUUUGGAGGAAGUCCUGAUCCUACUUUGAACAAACAGAUUUUCUACAAGCAAUUUAACUGAUUUCCAUGGUCUUACUUAAUAUGGUCUUAGAAGUUGCCCAUAUGAACACCUGGACUCACUUGUUUUCUCUGCCUCUCAUCACCUCUGUAUGAAACAGCCAUCAGGUCAUUUAUUUUGAUGUAUUUAAUAUUCUCCCUGAAGAAAAAUAUUGCUAACAGUGUACAGCACACAAAGCCUGACUUCUCUUGAUUUGAUAACCAGGUACCAUCUGUGUAUGUCAUAAACUCUGUUAUGAUCCAGAUUUCCUCAUAAUUAUGUCAUUUGAAGUGACUGUGUAUACAUGCUGUAGGUUCCUUCAUGAACCUGACAGAUUUCUUAGCAUAAUUUAUUGCUGCCUUUAAAAUAAUGUUUAUGAACACACUGAAGUGUGCAUUAGCUCUAAUGAGUUGUCUUAAUAUAUUGAGCAUGUCAAGGUCUGAGUGCAGUUCUGUGUUCUUUGGCUCGUUACCCCAGAUAGGGAUUUUUGUAAAAACAGAACAUUUGCUUCUUAGAGCUUUGUAACUUUUAGAAACAUUUAGCAGGAAGUCCAUACUAAAUUAUGGGCUGUGACAAAGAAUAUCAAAGCUAAAAUCCUUUGUAAAGAGCAGAGCUAACAAUAAAUGCAUUUUCCCUAUCCCAUUUCCAAUUAGUAGUUCUGUGAAGUAAAGAAACAAGUAAUUAUAUAGGGUUAAAUAAUUUCUUCUCCUUCUACCUGGAAAGCACUCCAAAGACAGUAUUUGCUUCUUAGAUUGGAUUACAAUUUAACACUACAUCUUUUUAUAUCACUUCACUUUACAGCCAAAGAUCUAGGUAGAGGCUUAAAUCUAGGCAAAGAUCUGUGAUAAGAAGGUCCCUUUUGUUACGUGUAUGUAUUCAUGACAGAAAUUAAAUGGUUAUGUCAUGGAAGCAAAUGUAGAGAGUUACAGAUAAUAGAGCAUCUUUCAAAUGCAAUUAAAUGUGCCUCUGUCAACUAACUACAGGCAAGAUUUGCGAGUGUGAAGGCUUCUGCCAUCAGUCAUAGAACUGAGACAGUUUUACUCCCAGCAGAGGAUUGCUGGACAUCAAUGAAUCUUGCACUUAGAUUUCUAAAUGCAAGAUGGAAUCUGGUAGAGUAGCCAGUUUUACUGAGAUUUCAGACUUUGUCCCAAGCACACCUGUCUCCAUGUGACUGUUUGUUACCAUAUUGGAAAUUUUAUGGUUUUUUUCAGAAAUGAAAAAUUUGCAACUUUCUCAUUAAUUUAUAUGGUGGACUGUGUGGAGUUGUUUGCCCACACCGGAUUCUGUAAUCUUGUAGGUUAUCCCUUUCUUUUUCUUUUUUUUUUCUUUUUUUUUUUUUUUUAACAAACAAGAGGACAAGUACGCUAAACUACCCUUGACCCUUAAACUAUUUUGUGAAGGGCUGCUGUAGUUCUGCAAGUGGCUUUUUCCAGGGCUAAUUGCUUUCUAGAAUUAACAGGUUUCAUACUGUCUCAUCUGAGCAGAGUGUGAGAAUGGCACUUGGUCAGUGUAAAGGGCCAGGCUGCUCGGGGAUCUUGUCUGUGACAGGGACUAAACAGAUGCUGAGGGAAGACUAUUGUGUAGUGAUACUUCUCCAGACUGUUCCUCAGCAAUUUGUGGCUCAGGGACUUCUUGACCCAGCGGUGGUGGAUGUCACCUGAACAGGUUCUGAUGGAAUCCUUCUCCAUAGACUUGCUCAGCCUCAUGUUUGGUCAGUUAUUCCUAGUUCCAGUGCUAGUAGUGGUCAUCUUUACAUCAUCAUUACUGUCUUGUACACACGAGACUAUUUGUCAAUAAACUUCUUUGAUGUUCUACUUUCCUCAGUCAUUCUGCAGAGGUCAUGUUUUCUGCCUUUUGUUUGCUUUCCUUGCAAAUCUCUCCAGUUUUGGAUGUGUAAUAACCAAAAUGCGGUGCAGUACUCCAUACUAACCUCAGCAGUGCAGAGUACAGAGUCAUAAUCACCUCCCAUAAAACACCAAACCAUUCAAAUAUAUUUGAGUCCAUAUAGAAGGAAAAAUCCUUUGAGAUCCUUUAGCCCUAGCUAUUAGGAUGGCAAAUGAAAAUAUUUGGUCUGAUGGAGGAGAAAUAUUUAUUCACUGUCAGCGGGAUUUGGCUGGACAAUGUUUUUCUUUGCUAACAAAACAAAAGUUGUUAAAACAAAAUGAUCUCCCAACAGCUGCCACCUGGUCUAACAGAAACUAAAGAUGCCAAACAACACUUGUUUAAAUUUCAAUUUGACUUUUCAGAGCUUUUUUGGUCUCUGAUGCAAAAUGUAUUAUCACAAAAGAAACAUGGCAGUGGAUAGAUGGAUAUCAGAGAUCAAACCAAAGGCCUCUCAACCAAAGGCUAAUUUUUAAAAUGCUUGGUGGUGUGCUUUAUUCAUUUUCUCAUUAUAUUUAAUUCCCUCCUGUAUAUGUGUUUAUUUUGCCACCUGGGAUUUUAAAUGCUUAAAAAUACAUCUGAUUUAUUCAACUUGGAAAUUUGUGCAGAAAUCAGAUAAGAGGUAAUGGUAGUGUGUGGUAAGACACAGUCAUAGCAAGGGGUAAAAUCUACCUCCCAUGAACUUUCCUCUGUAGAUGGCUAAAGCAAUGUGGCUUGAGCUACAGCUGGAUAUGAAACUGUUCUUGAUGUGCUGCCUUCCCUUUCACACUGCUGUGGCUCAGGUUAUUGGCAACUUCUCAGGGCAGAACUUGGCUCCACAGGGUGAGCGCACUGUUAGCCCAUGUUACACUUGCUGUAUUGAACACAGGAUUCUGGAAAAGUCACUAUAAUUUAGUAGACAAGGAAAAAGUUUCUCUGUUACAAAGUGGCUUAUUAUAAAAGGGUUGAAUGGGACCAAAACAUGAAUACUUUCAUGUGAUCAGCAGCAUAUUCUGACCCUUGUACCUUCUCAGCUUUAAAUCUUAAAGGCCUCAUGGACAGUUUGCUUUAGAGGAUGCAGCUCUAUGACAGCUUAAAUCACUUCAUGGCCAUGAAAUCCCAGUCCCUCCUCUAGGCUGGCUUUUGUGAGCACUUAGUGAUCUAGGAUAUGGAUAGGACUGGAAGUUCAUCAGUGCUUUAACUUGCAGCUGGCUUCCUCAAUCCUAAUGAGGAUGACGCCACUCAUUACUUUCCUCACGCAUUUUGAUUCCUUUUGUUCUUGAGGCCUAGGCUGCCCAAGACCAUUUGUGUCUUAUUCCCCUAAGUUUCUAGGAACUGUUUAUGAUACUGCCAGUAAAACUGAAACUAUUGUGCAGGUUUUUUGCUACUUACUCAUUUCACCCUUCUGGACCCUCUGACAUCCAUGGUCCUCUCCCUUGACCACCACUCUUAAGAGGUUCAGAUUUUAAAAUAACACACAAAUUCUUUUUACAUGUAUUUGUAACAGAAAUAACUAGAUCUAGAGUUGUGUACUGACUUUCUCACUAGAGAACUGAAACAGAAGGCAGGCACCAUGAAUGGGGAACGUACUGUCAAAACAGAAAUAAUAAUGUAUAGUAGCUCAAAUUUAUACCACACUCUUGACUCGUAUAAGUAAUUCUGGCUUACUGAAAAACAUUUUAAAGUUGCAUUUUAAAAAUAACUGCAAUUCUAUUACAAGGUCCCAAAAUAAGUGUCAUUAGUUGGCUUGAUUUGUGCUCAAAUCUUAAUAUUUAAAGAUUGCUUCCUGACCUUCUCCAGCUGCAUGGAUGAGAACUGAAAAUAAUCUCUGAUUUCCAAAAGAGAGAGUGACCAAUCCUUUCCGUUACUUUGUGCUAUUAAAGAAAGGUCCACUCCUAAACAAACAAAAAGAGAAACGUCAGUGCUUAAUAUCUUCAAUAGCCAUUACUGACAGAGAAUCGUGCAUUUGAUCUCAAUAGAAGCACCAUAAAUGCAGGCUAUUUAUAAUGUUUGAUAUCUGUGUUUCAAUAAUAAUAAUAAUAAUAAUAAUAGGCUUUAACUGUAUUAUGGGAUAAAAGCCAGAAAUGUACAAACUGUCCGGUAGAUCUUUCAUCCAAAGGCACAGCUGGUGAAAUUUAAACAAGUUCCUGUUGGCUGUUCCUGCACUACUCAGUAGGAUGUUGCCGUCCAAGCUUUUCAUGUCCCAGCGUGGAUGUUCACGGGUGGUCUGCAGGCACCUGUGUCCUUGAGGUCUGCAAAGCUUGCAGUGAUCACAGAACAGUGCUGAGUGAAACCUAAAUAGGAAAAGGACGCUUCACAAACAUUUUGGAUUUAUUGUCUGUCUUCCUCUGUUGCAGCAUCCAUGCCAUAUGCAAUCCCACUCGUGAACUUUUUCCUUCCCACUUUUCAUAGGCCACACAAACCAAUCGGGGAGGGUUUUAUAGUUUGUUUCUCACCUAUGGUUCUAUCUGUAAUGCACCAGGUAAGUUAUUCCCAGCAGAAAUUUAAACAUUAGUGGCCAAACUGCAAAAGAUGGGCCCUGGGCUGAAGAAGCUCUUCUGGUUUGACCACUUCUGCAAGGGGUUCUCCUAAGGUGGGUGACCACAGGAGUGCUGAGCUAGGUGCAAUAACUCUGCAGGUGUCUUUCAAAGCUCCAGUUUUUAUUAAGUCUGUCCUUUUCUCUAAUUGUCUCUCUCUUCCCUCUUAGCUGCCUUUAGCUCUUCUCCAGUAUUCUCUUUCCAGCUGCUGAAGAAUUUGGCCACUUUUUUCCUUCAGUUCUGAGGCCUUUGUCUAAACCUUAUGAAAUGAUAGGUAAGAGGGAAAUCCAUGCCAAGGUGCUGCUGUGCAUUCUCAGUCAUGAACUCAUAAACAGAAGGGUUCUAAGGGCUGGUGCAAUGUCUGUCUUGACAUUCCUUCCAGGAAGCUCUGACCUACAUUUCAACCUGGCCUCCUAUUUCUUCCUGGACUUCAGAACAUUCACUCCCAGGAAUUUCUUUCCCUCCUUAAUGGUUGUAAGAUGCUAAUGCCUCCUCAGCAAGACUGACCCUCAAACACAUGUUCUUCGUUACAUGAGCCUUACUUGUUCUUUCCCACAGGAGGGUGGCACAGUCAUGGCUGAGUCUGCCUUCCCCUAAACAAGUUUGCUGCUUGCAGCAGUAGGGGCUGAACAUGUACUCUCCUGCUGCUAUAUCAUGUGCUUUGGCUCCACAGCUGCCUGAUCUUGAGCUCAGGAAGUGCUGGGAUCUAGCAGUUGUGCUUAAACCUUUCCCACUGGUAAAGAGCAUGUGUUUUCAGAAUACAAGUAUUACUAAAUCUCCCUGAACUGAACCAUUUUGAAUUUUAUAUUGAGGAGCAUAAACAAAUUAUUUCUUAAUUUAAGGGGUUUGAAUAAGCUUUAUAAGUAUAUAUGUGUGUGUGUAUGUGUAUAUACAUACAUACAGACAUAUAUAUAUGUAUAUACACACACACACAUACACACACACACACCCCUUCAUGAUGUAGAUGUGUACUGCCAUAUGUCCCACUGCAAGGCUUGUCUAGCAAAGAGGUUGUAUUUUUUUCAUAUCAAAUUAUCUCGUUACUUACUUGAAAGGUAAACAAAAACUUCAUUCUUGCUAUCCAAAGGCAAAAGAAUUGUAUUCUACCAAGCAAACUGUGGAAGUAUUUCCAACCUGAUUUUACAUCUCCUAUUAGAAAAGCUGCUUCACUUUGUUUUCACUUAUCAAGUCUUUGCGCCUGAGCUGCUGUGAGUUCCUGUAUGGCCAUUUGCCCUGUCUUAAACAUGUAAACAAAUACAUGUUCUUCAACAUCUCCUGCCUGCUAAGUCCUAGCUUUUCCCAAAACAAGGCCUAAAGGCAGCAUAGAUUGCCAAGGAACCACAGGGAAGGGAAAGAAAAGAAUCUUGAUAAGCUGCUGCUUAAUUGGCUAAUAAAUGAGAGCUAAAAUGUAAGAGGAAAUGUUCAAAAGAACAAACUGCAGCAAGAGACUUCUGGCAGGGCUGCAGAGGGAAAUCACAUGAUACAGUCUGAAGUUUGCAGACACUAGGAAGGAUCCACAGUUUCUUGUCCAUGUGGAGACAGGAAAUGCUCACCAGACUGGUAGUCUUCAGCAGCUUUUUUUUUUUUUUUAAAAAGCCUCUAUUUUAUCUAUGUUUCAUUUCCACAGAAAGACUUGCUGCUUUCUGUGCUUUGUGCUCAAGCUGUGUGUAAUCAAUCUCUGCAUAUCUUCCUUUAAGUUCUGUGUGAAGUCAGUCUCCUUCCUUCCACUGCACUGAAAACCUGUGUGCUUCAGCUCUGUGGAGUUUCCCCUGCAGCUGCCCUGCCCGUUGCUGAUGCUGCUUUAAGCAGGGUUCAUUCGAUCAGCCUCAAGGAGGUUUAGAUCAGCAGGUCCUUAAAGCAGCUAUGAAGCCUGGGAGCUGGCUGUGCUAGGGCUCCAAGAACUCAAGUUCUGGGUUGGAUGUAGGCAGUAGCAGGAAGACAUUCCUGAAUGCUGACCUUUUGUUGUGAUAGGGUUUCCUGCCUAUGAUAUUUUCCCAAAUUAUUUUGUGUCUCUUUUUUGUACUUUUAUUUACCUUCAUUCUUUUUCCCAUGGAUAUGAAUCUGGACCUAAAGUCUUCUUUACAUAUUUAAUCAUGUACAUCACCAGGAUUAUUUUUAAGCCAUUUUAAAAUUUGUGCUUGGGUUUCCCCAGUUUCAGAAGUAGUUUUCUUAACUGUAAUGCUAACCACUUUUAAAAUAUUUUUGGUUGCUAUUAUUACUUCAGCAUCUAUAAUAAAAUUCUGCCUCACUAAUGCUUGAAUUGUUUUCUCUCUUUAUCCUGUACCCCUGACAGUUGCCUAGGUGGAGUGGAUGUGACUUAUCCAUCCUUCAAUUAGUAAUGAUUGAAUGGAAUAGAGAAUGCUUAUACAGGGAUGCAAAAAUGCUGUAUGAGCACUUUGCUUGAUUUUUUAUACAGAAUUUUAUUUAUAAUUCCACUUUCAUCCUGAAGAUGGAAUUAAUUUUAAGCAAUCCUGGCAAUAGUUUCUGCAGUGUUUUUUGCUGACUCCUUGGUAGCAGCACUUUAGUAAUGAGCACUUGUUACUCUCUUCUGAAUAAGUAAUGACUGAAAAAAGAACGUUUUUCUGCGUGUCAUAUGCUUCCCAUUGUACUUUCCCCUCAUCCUUCAGAGACCUCUGUGCUGUGGCAACUGUUGGCAAAACUCCUUUUAGCAUCACCUAAAUGCCUGUGUAGGUGGGGCUUUAGGAAGAAAAUAAUGUGUCAGUUGAGGACACUGGUAGCAGGUCUUUAAUCCAGGAAUGGGGCUUAGGUGCUCUGCAGGGGAUGUAUUCUACUUGUGUG